UUUUGAAGCUGCACAUUCUCAAAUAUUAUGGCGAAACUUGUAGCGGUGUGUAGAGACGAAACCGACUUCGCAUUCGAGCGUCGACAAAUCCCUCUGAAUAUUGAGGAUGCCUUAACGGUAAUUAAGAAUUUGUGUCCAUUGUGUUUUAUCUCCUUCGGUGGAGAAUACAAAUCUGUGAGCGUUUUGUGUCAUCCGCCGUGUUGUUGUCUUCCUUGUUGUCCUAGAUGGUAAUGGAAAUUCCAGAAACUGUGAUUUCUACUCGAGAAGUCAACGAAUACGAAGUACAGUCGUUUCAAAAGGUGAGUUUAAUUUUUCUGUCUUUCUUCCCCCGCUUGUGUAUUUUUAGACAGUUCUGAAGUCUCCCGAGAAGUCUUUUCUUGAGCUGAAAUGGUUCUAAUCGGUUGAGAUGCUACUUUUAUUAUCAGCGUCUCGGAUUAACACGAGUAAAUCAGUUGGCAGUUAGGGUGAAAAUUAUAUAAACCAGACUGAAUCGAGAUUAUUUCUAGAGAUACAAAUCGAGCAUUAGCAUUUAACCGCGCACCGACUUCGACAAAUUGGUCAGUUUAUGAAAUUAUAUUUAGUGAUUGGCUAGUGUGAAACAAAUUUCGUAUCAACCACCGUGAUUCUUGGUGGUAAGAACUCCAGUUGUCUUCGUUCUUGAUGUAAACACUGCAUGUGAUCGUGGUGGCUGAUUUUACUUUGUCAGCAAAUUCAGUUGUCCUGAUUGAGUUUCUCCCUCUUUGCAGCGUUUUCAAUGUCUUAGCGCCGAUGAUCUUGCGGUUGCGACGAUGGUAAGACAGAAAGAUGUUUUAUCCUUCCUGUCCCACUCGGUGCCUUGUGUUGGUUGUCGGAGAAGGUAUCGAAUGUUUCUAUUUUCAUAUUAUUUCCUCAUCACUGUUAAAUUAAUUAUUCACUAUCGCAAACGAAAUCUCAGUAACAUUCAUAAUUGAUUUUCUAAUCAAUGAAGUUUUUAAUAGCUUCGUUUUGACUUGAAGUUGUUGUAUCCCAAUGUGGUGAUGUGUGAAAAAGGUGACAUUCUAUUUAGUAUAAAUGUGUGAUAGUAAUAUUGGAAGAGCAGUGGCAGUUCUCUUACUGAUAUUGUGUUUUUAUACAUCAAUGUAAGUUGUCAAACUCUCAAAUGAUGCCUGAGAGGGUAUGCCAAUUUCAUUCAGUUUUGUAGCCGGCUUUUUUCACGUCAGCUGGAAUGUUUUUCUUAUCUCUUAACUAUAUGACUGUUCAUCACCGGAAAAUGUGUUACAUAACAAAUAUUUUUGGCUUUUAGUGUUGCCCAGCACUAUCAUUUAAACCAGACUGAACAAACACAAAUUUGAAAUCACUUAAGUGAAAGCUUUUUGAUUUUUCAGUCACCAAAAGGCAUCAUGGGUAUAUUCUGCUGUUUUCUAUCUAGAUUCAGGAAUUUUUCAUUUAUCAUUCAUCAUUCAGAUUUGUCCUCUGGCUUGAAGGAUUUCAGGUUAAUAAUUGUUGCCUUAGGUUCCUGAGAUGAUCAUGAGCUCAUUUUGAUUAAUUUAUCCAUUUGUAUUUUGUUAUUUUCACAUGCAAUCUGUAAGGUUAAAGGAAUUUUAAGUGACAUUGUAUCAAAGGUCAAAGUCAAGGCACAAACAAAUAGAAUUCUGCUGCAAGAGUCAAUAGUCAACCUCUAUAAAUGUGGCCAAAGUAUUGAUGGAUUAUGUAACAGCUUGUUGUCCAAGAUUUCUCAGUCAAACUAGCUAUGAGCUCUACAGUCAUUGUAUAUACACUUUAAGCUGCUCGGGUAUUCUAGCUUGGCAUUUGAUUUUGUUGUCAUCUUCUGAUGGCUUGUGUACUCUGUAAGCUUGUAGAAUUUCAUACCUUGCCACCCAAUCAGAGGUUACUGAAGGAAAUGUGAUAGAUGUUGAUGAUAUUGCUUCCUAGCGCUAAUUUCUCUGCAAAUCUUGCAUCAGGCCAGCCAUAGGGAAAGCCCUGGAGAACUAGAUUCUCAAACAACUACAUUCUUAUACAAUAAUCAGUGUUGACAUCAGUUUCUCUAAAUAUCGUAGUGUUGUGUUGAACCAAUUAUUUUUUUGAGUGUUUGCUUUUCUUUGACGCUUAUUGACUCUUGUUAGGCAUCAAAUGAAAUAUGAUGCAAUAUUCACCUAAUUUUUCAACCAAUAACCUUUACACAGUAUUGAGCGAUUGUACAAUCAGUUAGUGGAAUCGGGACAGCCUGCAUUGGAACCUCUGAUUAUCACAAACAGUGGAGGUAUGCAUUUUACUGUUUUUUUAUGUAAGGGUAACAGACUGAUAAAUUAAGUAAUUUACAGAUGUACAAUUGAUGAAAAUUCAAAUACUCCACUCAGCUACACCUAGAACAACUUGAAUAUUUUUAACUUACUUCUCAUUCUGUAACUUCAUGAAUUAAAGGUCUCUAAUCCUUGUAGCAUUGAAGCUGUGUUCUUUUCAUUGACUUAGAUUUCUUUUCGUUGGUCUUUCGUUAACGUCACACUUUGUUCUCUUAAUUAACAUUGCAGUCUUGACAAUGGAUAGUUCAUUUCUGAAAGACCCAAAACUUGUGUAUGCACUAUUUUAUAAACAUGGGUAAGUGCAUUUGUGAUUAUGGUAUGUGAUGGCCAGUGUAUCAGACUUCCAGUAUAAGGGAUGUUUGUGCCCAAAUGGUUGCACUGUGAACAUUAUGUUUAUUAAAAAAAUCUAAAAUGUUUGGUGCACAUACAGUGUCAAUGUAAAUUCUAUAUUUACUGGCACUAUGCACAAGCAUACCUUAGACAGAGUCUUGUUGUGAUCAUAAAAACUAGUGCUUUAUUUAAAUUUUAUAUUAUUAAUUAAUCCCUCACCAUCAGUUUUGUAGCUAUUAAAGCAACUUAAAUUGCACUACGGUUGUAAGUUGUUUCAAAUUUCAUGAGGAAUGAUCAUAAUUUCCAGUAGUGAAGUAGUUCAUUUAGAUUGUGUUGUUCUAUUUUGACUUUACCAUUAUAUUCCUUCUAGCUUUUUAGAUGGUUAGGAGUGCUCUCGGGGUUCGGUCUGUGCAUCAUGACCUCUAGCCAGAAAUCUUUCUGUCUGGCCUGACCUAACUCAGCCAAAAAGCAUUUUAUUUUGCCACCACUGUUCUUUCUUUAUGCUUUCUUUCCUCUUUUAACUCCCAGGCUGCAGGGUGGUUUGGCUCUGUGUGCCCUUGUUCAUAUCAUUGUGUGCUAGGUGCUCCUAGGGCAAUACGGCUCAUGUGAUAAUAUAAUUAUUAUUUCUCUACAGAUCCAGGUUAAGUGAGAUGGUUGAAUCUAUUCCUAAGAGCAGAAGAAACAGGUUUUGUAUAUCUCCUUCUUUCAUAACAGAUAAUAAUGUUCCAUGUAUAUUUUUUAUUAGUCAGAAUCAGAUGUUUGACUGGUUAUGUUGCCUUAACUGUUUAACAAUUGAUUGAUUUAUUGAUUUGAUUGAUUGAAUGUCAAGGUACAUGUAUAUAUUGGCUGCACACUUUGUAAUUUGCCUCUGCAUAUCAUGUCUUGUAGGAGGUGCCCUUUGCAUUCAUUGGAAACGCACAAAUCAAGGCCAUCAGGGUAAAUAUCAGCAAAUGUUUUUAAAUAAUUUACUACAUACACCAGAUACAGGGGCAGUGUAUCUCAGAGACUUUUUCUUACAUUAGUUUAAAGGUAAAUGUUUUGCCUUGGAAUACAGAGUUUAUAGCCCUUAAUUAGAAGUGAUAAAAAACAGUUGGCUGCUAGUUUGAGCAACAUUUCACAGGUUAUGAUGAUGAUCAUGUUCAACAUGAUAACUUUAAAAAUGUGCAUGUGUCUUUGAAUGGGAAAUAUAGGGGCAUGAAACAGGGUUAUCAAAGAAAAGAAGAGCUAACAUGUGGCAGAAAUAAUCAGGAAUACUUUUUUCUACUGAAAUAUUCCUUCGACUUCAAAUGAAAGAUUGCAGAACAGCCUUCUGCUUCAUCAAGAAAACUUCCAAAGUUUGAACCUAAAAACUCUGCAUGACAAAUAAAAUAUAUGUUUUUUAUUAAGACAAUUCCAGUAGGAGUGAAAAGCAAGAGUAGAAUUGGAAAAAAUUUUUACAAAUAUGGAAACAUGGUAACUUUUCUGCCAUAUCUAUAAAGACUGUUUCUGAAAAAUUCUGAUGCAUUAUAAUCAUUGUUUAGAGAGAUUUUCAAAUGUAUUUUGUUGUUAAUUCAUUCAUAUCUUUAUCUCUACAGAAGCUGGAUAGAUGUGUGGGAUUUACUGUCACAGGAAUGUAGGGAUGAGGUACUUGGCAUUGCUUGUACAUUUAUAGCAAAUAAUGGUUAGGAAACUUGCCCCAGUGUUUUGAAGGUUGGAUAAUUUUAUCCACUGAAUAGAUCUCUGUCUGGUGGAUAGCUCAGUAUGUUUCACAAUCACUCAUCUGUUGAAUAGCCUCAUAUGCCCUCUAUGCAACUGGUGCCUGUUCUGUAAGACCAUGACUCUCAGCUAUAUUGAACUGUUGUAACUUAAUUUCAUUGUAACUUUGGAUCACAAUAUCCUCUGUUGACCCAUAGGACUUGCAACAUAGUGGGAUGCAACCAAACAUCCUACAAUUAAUCUUAAAAAGCGCAACAAAAUCAACUAUCAGAAGCCAAGGUUUGACAUUGUUUGAAAUAGUAAAAGACAUGAGUUACUAAUGACACUUCACCCUUGUUUUGAGAGACACUCUCACCUAACGCACAGGAAUGCUUGACUGUAAAACUGAUAUGAUAUCAUUUACAAUUAUCCCAAUGACCAAAAGAUGAUAAAAAGGCAUUUAAUUGUCACAGUGUACUAACAAAUUCUUUUCCCUCAAACAGGUGGUGCUGAUUGACUCUGAUGCUCUGCUUGACACAUUGGAAAAUUACCUCAGAAAACAUAGGUAAGUGUACUUAGAUGAUCUUUCUGACAUUUGUAGAUUUUUUCUACAGAUCAUGAGUUACUUUAUCCACUGCCCUGAACCCUUUCACUCUCAAGAUAAAAAGAUCAAUGCUCUGCUUUGUACUUCAUACAUUUAUUAUGGGUUUGGCUUUGAUAAUUUUUUGUCAAAUAAAACAAUAUAUCCAAGUUUAUGUUCUCCUUUCUUUCACAUUACCCUAUUUGAAUGUGUGUUAAUAUUGUAAGGAGAAAUUUCUUUUUGGUCACACUAGGGAGUACAUGUGCAUGUUUUAUUUUACCAUGUAACUCCUAUAACUGACAUAUUUUAUGUGUAUAGUAUGGUCAUAAUGUUCUGCUUUCAACCAGGAGACACAUGUGCACUGUUCAGACAAAAGCUGUUCACUUGAAGUUCAUCAUGAUUACUUAGCUCAGUGUAACUUAUUUGUUGUUGUUGUUGUUGUAGAUUUUGUACUGAAUGUAAAUCAAAAGUUUUGAGGGCAUACAGUAUUCUGGCAGGAGAUUUGGAUGGACCAAGUGAAAAGGGGUAGGUAUGAAGUUAUGUAAAGACAACAAUAUACCUGGUGAGGGUGCUUAAUUUCCUUAGCUGUGAGCUCAGUUUGAUUUUAGACCUGUUGUAUCAGAAGUUUGGAUGAUUUUUUGGCCUUGCUAGAGGAUUUCUAUAGGAUUCUCAAGUUUCCUUUCAUGAAAAACUAGCCUGUGAUGCAGUUGUCUUAAUAGGGGUCAACAUUACAAGUUUGCAAUCAGUUAUUCCUCUGUCCAUGUUUGGUAUAGCACUAGAGUGGACAGAAGGGGGGGGGUCUCCUUUCUUUUGACUGUUGCUCACCCCUUGGUACAAUUUGUUUUCUCUCCCCAGCCUUUCCACUGCUGUAAAAAUCAAAGACAGCAGCUUAAUUUUCACCUAGAAAAUACAGAGUACUUGCUUGCCAAAACUACACUUGCUCUGCAGGCUAUUGAAAACCUGAUAAGUAGAUUGAUAUGUUCUGUGCUUUUUUAAAACAUCUCAUAGAUUAACAAGCAAUGUUUCUUUCUGACUCAUCUAGUUACUGUGCUACUUUGUAUGAUGGUCUUAAAAGCUGUCCUCAAGACCGGCAUGUCCAUGUACUGUGUGAUACAGACUACAUUGCACAUUUAAUUGGACGGGCAGAACCAGAGCUGGCUGGAGGGUAUGCAAUACUUGUAUCCUGUUGUAGCUCAUGACAGGGCUUUUCAAAAGCAUCAUUAUUUUUCAUGUGGUUCUGGUCGCCUACUUUUUGCUUUUCAUUUAACUUGGUUUUAUACAAGAAAUUAGGCUGAUUAGUAGAAAUGAAAAGCUUUUCACUCAUGGGAGCUUUAAGGAGCUCUGUUGCUAUAGAUUAUUUCCUGUAGUGUGAUACUGCUGUUGGGUGGAAGAGUGUAAGGGUGCUAUCCCUUCCCCCCGUGAACAGGGGAAGAAGUGGUAAUUUAACAUGAUCAAAAGCUAGAGAUGCUUAAAAAUGCCUGUAAAGCAUCAGUGGAGAAGCUCCGCCAACCCCUCUCUCUAGAGAGAACCUUGCUUUAAGCACUACUUUUUUUUAGAUUCGUUCCUGAAUUUUUUCUUAACCCUUUACAUCUUAACAUCAGCAUGUAUAUUCUCCAUACUGUUAAAGGGUUAAGAGUGUGGCGUACCGCUAAAGUAGAUUCAAAACACUUCGCUAACAGAGUACUGGCUUCGAUUCAUAAGCUUCUCUUUUAUGUGUUGUGAUAGGAGGAGAGAAAGGCAUGCUAAGACACUGGACAUUGCCCAGGAAGAGGUAGGAAAAAUUUUCGCUUUAAGUUUGUUAGAACUUCUAUGUGGUGUCAAUCGGUUGCUUUAUGUUGAAGGAUAUUCUUUCCACUUACCAAUAUCGUUAUAUUCCCUAAAACUACUUUUCCGCAACAAGGUUAGCUGGUGGUUAGUAUCGGUGAGGUUUCUUUCCGUACUAAUUUAAACCAUCUUAUUUUCGGUCCAUCUUGAAGGUGUUAACGUGUCUCGGUAUUCACCUGUGGGAAAGACUUCAUCGACUGUGGCAGAAACUGAGGGCUGAGGAGCAAACGUGGCAGAUGCUGUUUUAUCUGGGGGUGGAAGCUCUAAGGAAAAGUUUUGAGGCAAGAUAAGAGGCGCUUUCAUUUUAUUUGUUGACUUUCUAUUCAUUAUUUGCUGAGGAAUAGUUGGAUUGACCAGAGUUUGAAUAGAACGAUUGAUUGAAUAAACAAGAACCGAAUUCCGUAGCUUCACGGAACGAUCAACGGAAUCUCUAACUGUUAAUCCAAUCAAACCAAAAUCACACGAAGGUAUGCAAAAAAGAAAACAAACAAGCAAAAAACAGAAAUGAACAAACGAUCCACAAUAGUUACGGAGUGAAAUAAAGAACGAGGGAACAAACUACAUGAUCAAACGAAGAAAAACCAGGUUAUUUUACCUGUUGAUUAUCUUUACAGAACUUGACCAUAGUUCCAGCAACAAGUAAUGUUGGUUGGCGAUGUUUUGCGUUUCUUUUUACAUGGGUGUCGUUUUGACUUUGUCAGGUGGCGGUUGAAGAAAAGCAAGGCAUAUCACGCCUGGAACAAGUCGUCGAAGAGAUUUCUGAGGCGGAGAGAGCCAAGGAACUCAGAAGAGAGCAGAAGCGAUUGAAAAAGAAAGCGAGACGCAAAGAGAAAUGUAAAUGUGGUACUCACUUAACUAUCUCGACAGCGAACAAUGAACUGCAAAAAGAGGAAACUGCGAAAAACGAGGAGGAAUUGGUAGAGGAAGAGGUAUGUACGAAUGAGAUCGUGGAAGAGACAAGGGAUAUGAAUGGACAUGGCGAUAGCUGUGAAGAUGAUGAAGACGACGGAGACAGUGGCGGUUCACCGUGCAGUUGUGAAGACUUGAGCAACUCUGAGCGAAGCAAGAGCAAAAAAUCGGGUUUUAGGAAUGGUGACUGCGGGUACGUAUCUUUUCCAGGUUACCAGACCCAGUUGCUCAAAGGGUGGCAAACGCUAUCUAAAGGAUAAAUCGCUAUAUAAAGGAUAAAUUCCUAUCUAGCGGGUAAGUGUGAAGUAAAGGUGCUGGGCUAUACAGUGGAAUAGAGAUUUAUUUAGUGGGAAGUGUUAUCCAACCUUCAAACAACCGGGGCCAGAUUGUUAGCAUCGAAAACACUUUUGUGUAGCUUGUUACGGAGAAAGUUGAUAAAGUACUUCAGAGUUAAACCGACGCUAAAAUUGCUAGUUGCCUUUCCUGGUUGAUCUUUUGCGCCUUAAAAUAAGUAUGUAUGGCUAUGUAAGGCUAUUUUCCUUUCAUUUAUUGACUUGAAGUGAUCUGUUGUAGGUACGUAGCAGAGUACAAUAAAUGGUCCAGGAUGGUACACCAGAGUGGAGACAUGUGUAAUCAUGACGAAGAUUCUUCGAUGCUAGGAGGAGAGGAAGAGGAUAUAUGUACAGAUUGUUUGAGUGGGAGCCCAAUUAGUGGUGGAUCUCCACAGAGCAAUAAUGGAAAGGGAAGAAAGAAGAAGGGCAAAAACAAGGAGAAGAAGGUAAACAUAUAAGCCUCCUAUCCACACCCCUUCACGAUGCUUGAUUAGUUAUCUCUUUUCACUCCCAUGAGCGACCAAGAGAGAAUUUCUCCUAACAAUACCAAUAGAAUAUCAAUCAGACAAGUGAUGAGAAUAAAGAAAAAUAUCAUUUAGGGGAUUAUAAGUUGAUCCAAUAUCAAAUUCUCUAAACUAACAUCGCAAGAACUGUAUGGCAGACAGUUAGGAGAAUUACUAAUGAGAUCUUGGGAGUUAAAGGGUUAUUGUGCGGUAGUUUCAAUCGUCAUGCAAUCUUGUCACUCUAACCAAGGCGGUCACGCUUUUUUGCCGUGUGAAGCUUACGUGACUAAAGGGAAGAUGCCAAAUGUAAUUUUGCAAAUCGUUACUUUGUUCUUCCUCACCGUUAAGUCAAUGAAAGUAUUCACUCAUUCAUUCAUUCAUUCAUUCAUUCUUCAGUCUUCAAUAUUGUUUUUCUUCAUCUAUCUCUUUAGCAAAACUCGCCGAGACAUGAAAAGCAAGAAAAGCUUGUAGAAAUUAUUGAUGACGAAGAAAAACGGCUCCUGAAGCUAAUGGGUUGGAAGGAUGGAGGAACAGAGUCAAUGGUGAGUUAUUUUUAACUAUACUUCCGUCGCUCUACGACGAUUUAGGUUUUCCCCUGGGAUCCGAUACCCCCAAGGGUAGAAUAUCCCCUGAUCUCAAACUUCCUGUUGCGUCACGACUUGUGCUUCUUGAAAAAGAAAGCUUAAGUUUAGAUAGUCUUUUUUAAUUUUUAUGUACAGUCAGCUUAAAUCUUCUCCAUCCUUAGCUAUCUUUACUUCAUCCUAGUCUAUCUUUAACUUAUCUUCGUUUGUCUUUAUUAUCGUGUUAGUAUUUUGUAUUCUCCGUCACGUUGUGCACCACUGAGCCAGUUGCGACUGGUCACGCGAUCAUAAAUUAAUGCGAGAGGUUACGUCACACAAAUGUAUAUCGGGAUCGUGAACAACAGGACGCUUUUCUCUAGAUUGGUAUACUAUCGAUUAAACUUUGUCGUCUUUCUUCAUUUUACAUCAUAGGAGUGUUUUUCGUCGGAGGAAGAUCUCUGUAUAUCCGAGCAGGAAAUUCUACGGUUCAAAGCGAACCAAUCGUCAGUGUCACAGCAGCGACGGAAGCUUCGAGAGAAACUUCGCCAACAAUUUAACAAUUUGACGCUUAAGGAGGGUCUUAACGUCGCUAUUGUUCAUUAG
Messenger RNA from Pocillopora meandrina, 9594 nucleotides. Lineage: Eukaryota; Metazoa; Cnidaria; Anthozoa; Scleractinia; Pocilloporidae. The record is from the annotation of a GenBank genome assembly.